Messenger RNA from Lodderomyces pseudojiufengensis, 1911 nucleotides. RefSeq lists its product as uncharacterized. The coding region runs from base 1 to 1911 and encodes 636 amino acids. The record is from RefSeq and is a predicted model, not a curated record. The transcript has a single exon. NCBI's taxonomy places the organism in Eukaryota, Fungi, Ascomycota, Pichiomycetes, Serinales, Debaryomycetaceae.
AUGUCUGAAUAUCCUACAAUCAAAUUCUUUAGUCAUUUGCACUCGACUUUAAAUGGAAAUGGUAAAGAUACAAUUCGAAAAAAUCAAAACCUUAAAACGAACUCCGAUUUGAGUAUCAAUUCACAAAACAAUCAUAGUUGGGUGAAGAAAGCUAGUGUGAAAUUUUCAAAUUUUAAAAUAAAUAAACCAGAAAGUAUAGUCAAGAAAGAAAAUGAUGAAAUAAUUGAUGAAAAAAAUGAAAUAAAUAUCAAUUCAAAUUCAGUCAAUACAUUUGAUAACAUGACCAAUACUCCAUUACCACAACAAGAAUAUAUUUCAGAUAAAGAUUUUCCUCAUGGAAAACUAAUUUCAAGAAUGGAAGAGAUUAUUAAAACAAAUAAGACAUAUCUUAAUGAUUGUAAAGAAUUAAAUCGUUCAUAUUUAUCAAUAUUUGAAUUACCUGAAUGUGAAUCACCAAUUCCAUUUAUUAUAGUAAAAGAAUGUUUACUUAAAUUAAUUGAAAUUCAUGAUGAAUUAAACAAACAAUUUGAAGAAAUUGAAAAACAUACUUCAAAUGGUGUGAUAUCAAAUAUAGAAAAAAUAAUGACAUCAAUUGCUAAAGAAGGAUUAAAUGUUUUUUAUUAUUUAAAUUAUUGUUCAAAUUCAACUGCAAUACAUGAAUUAAAUGAAUGUUUUAAAACUGAUGAUGAAGAUGAACUAGAUCCUGAUUUAGAAAUAAGUAAUGGAACUAUUAAAAAAAAAUUUAAAGUGGAAGAUCAAUUUCAAUUUAAACUUUCCAUUUUUAAACAUCAACAAGGUAUACAGAAUGUUUUAAAUAGUGAAAAUACAGGUGAAUUUAAAAGAAAUUUACUGUUUCAAGCUUUACAUCAUAAUGGUAUUAUGAAAAUAUUUCAAUACAAGAAUUUUGCAUGUAAUUCUAUAAAAGACAUGAGAGAUCUUGAAAAGAAAACAAUAAAUUUAGAAAAAGUAUUAAAAGAAAUUAAUAAUAAAAUUUCAAUUAUAAAUAAAGAAAAUGAUUCAAAUUCAAUAAAUUCAAAAUUAAAUGAAAUUAUAGAUUUUAGUAAUUAUUUAAAUAUAAAUCAUAAAUAUUUUAAUUUUAAAAAAUUACAUUAUAAAUUUAAUCAAUUAAUUAGUGAAUUUUUUGGAAAACCUUUGUUCAUUGGAUCAGGAUUCGUGAUAUAUAUAAAAGAAAAUAAACCAGUUUUAAAACAUUCAAUUAUUAUAUUAUUCAAAUGUCAUUUAAUUAUUUUAGGAUAUGUUGAACCAUUAAAACGAACAUGUCGUUAUAAAAAAUUUAAACCAAAAUUUAUAAUUCCAUUAGUUAAGUGUUCUAUAAUUUAUGAAAAAUCUGAUACAAAUGGGAUUCAAUUUAAUUUUAAUAAUGGAAUUAAAUUAAGAUUUGCUAUACAAUCAAUACAAUUUGAAAUUAUUUUAGGAUUUUUGACAUUAGAAGAUUACAAUGAAUGGUAUGAAAAACUUGAUUUGUUAAUAAAUCAUGUCCAUAACGGUAAUUAUAUUGAUAAGGUAAAUGAUGGAUUCGUCUAUUUGAAUCAAGUACCGAAAAAUAUAAGUGCUUUUGAAAUAAUUGGCUCAAAUAAAUCGUUACAAUUACCGUUAGAAUGUUGUUAUAAGAUGUCUCAAUUUAAAGUCAACUUAAAAUAUUUUGGGGGUAGAUUCAAUAAUCAUGAACAUAGUGAAUAUGUCGAUAAAGAUAAAAGUUUCUAUAACUUAUAUCUAAUGAGUACUUAUAUUUCAAGAGAUCACAAAAGGUUUAAACUGAUUCAAGAGUUAAUUAAUCUUAAUAAUUCAAAUGAUACAUCUGAUACAACUGAACCUAAAAAUGGAGAUACCUCUGAAGACAAGGAUUAUACUUAUAAUGGUAAAGAGAAUCCGAACUUUAAUACAAUCUGA